AUGACUGCAAUUCAGACUCUCGUACAAAAACUGAGUUCUCCUGGUCCUGACCGCAGCUACGGAACUCUUGUCCAGACCUGUUCUUCUUGCGACUUCUCACAGCAUGAUCCUGACUUCUCUUUCAACCUCGUUAACUCCCUAUACACAAACCUCAGAUACGAAGCAGAACGAAACAAUAACGGUGUCGAGAGCGGAAAGGCUGUGGCACUGGUCUCAACAGAUAUCUCAGCUCCCGCUGGAUAUCUUCCAAGAACAGCCUUGGACGAGAUAUUCAAGAAGGCGCAUGGAUCCGUGGCGUAUACCCAUCCCACAGAAGGCUGGACGCGGUACAUUGUACCUUGCAACGACACGCUCAAGAUCACUUACACCAUUGGGGGUGCCCAAUACCCCAUUCAUCCUCUCGACUUUACGCAAUUCUGGGAAGACCGACCCGAGUCUCUGAAGGACUACACCGUCUGCAUCAGCACAGUCAGGUCAUACGAAGGGUCCAAGGCAGACCACGAUAUCUCGCUGGGCGCAGCGUUUCUGCGCAACGUCUAUUCCAUCUUCGACUUUGGUGACUCUCAAGAAGACGGCACCCUCGGCGAGCCCUACCUCCAAUUCCUCCCUCAAUGGACACACGGGGAUGGCGACCACUGGAAGGACCUGCACCGAAACAUGGACGGUCGGCCCCCUGAGCUCGAGCCUGCCAAAGUCGUCCAAAUCCUCUCUUCCUCUUCCUCCGGUUCAUCGUCUGACUCUGGAACAUCGAGUAACAAGUCGACCAACAAGCCUGAAGCCCACUCUGGCAGUAACCACAAGACAGGUAGCGACAUAGACGGAGGAAACAUCCUGACCUCCGCCAAUUCGGCCAACCGACCUGCCUCAUCCUCUUCCGGAAGUAGCAUCGACAGGUUCAUGCCAGCGGUUAUCGCCCUAUUGGCAGUGAACCUCAUCAUCGGACUCAUCCUAGCGGUAUUGAGCGUCUUGAAUUACAUCAAGAAGAAUGGCGCGGCAAAGAAGGCUGGGAUUCCGCAUUAUAUUCCCGUUAGCAAGAGGGAUCAAGUGCUCUUCGAUGCAAAUGACAACCCCUCGGGCCACGCCAAUCGAUACGGAUAUUCGUCCAUGAGCGAGUAG
Messenger RNA from Coprinopsis cinerea okayama7#130, 1116 nucleotides. RefSeq lists its product as hypothetical. The record is from RefSeq and is a predicted model, not a curated record. The coding region runs from base 1 to 1116 and encodes 371 amino acids. NCBI's taxonomy places the organism in Eukaryota, Fungi, Basidiomycota, Agaricomycetes, Agaricales, Psathyrellaceae. The transcript is spliced from 5 exons.